This is a messenger RNA of Penicillium cosmopolitanum, 1041 nucleotides long. RefSeq lists its product as uncharacterized. The transcript is spliced from 8 exons. NCBI's taxonomy places the organism in Eukaryota, Fungi, Ascomycota, Eurotiomycetes, Eurotiales, Aspergillaceae. Gene Ontology annotation, cellular component: membrane. Gene Ontology annotation, biological process: transmembrane transport. The record is from RefSeq and is a predicted model, not a curated record. Gene Ontology annotation, molecular function: transmembrane transporter activity. Bases 1 to 1041 code for a protein of 346 amino acids.
AUGGCAUCCCUCGCUGAGAUGUGCUCAAUCUGGCCAUAUGCUGGCGGUCAACAGGUAUUCACUCAAAAGCUUGCGCCUCCAAGCGUCCGGAGAUUCCUCUCAUAUGCUAUUGGGUGGGUUAUAUUUCUUGGUGAAAUUGCUACGGCAGCCAGCUGUACCAUGAAUUCUGCACAGGUUUGCAUAGGUAUCAUCCAGAUCAGCUACCCGGAAUGGCAAGCCACGAGAUGGCUGGAAUGGCUUAUGUAUGCCGGGCUUACAAUUCUGGCACUUGCUGCCUCGCUUUCCCAGAAAUACCUUCCAUUACUCUCACUGGUUGGGGGAUUUAUAGUCAUAGCUGGCGCAAUUGUGUGGGCUGCCUUGUUCCUCGCGCUGGCACCAAAGCAGUCCGCUAGCUUUGUUUUCACCGAGUUUUUGAAUAACUCGGGCUACGAAAGUCGUGGAUGGGUAGGGAUUAUGAGUUUCUAUACCCCAAUGUAUGCGUUGUAUGGAACGGAUGGGAUCCUACAUAUUGCCGAAGAAAUGAAAGACCCGGAAAGAAACGCACCGAUGUGGAGAAUAGCUUACAACUUCAGCAUUCCGUACGUUACUUGGUUUGUCGAUGUGCUUCAGAAUCCCGCUGGUGGGAUUGCCUUCGUUGUCAUAAUUCUGAUUGUGAUCAAUCUUUUUAUCUGUAUGGGCCUCAAUACAGCAGCGUCUCGUUUAACAUGGGGAAUGGCAAGAGACAAUGCCCUCCCAUUUUCGAACCUUUUCGUUCAGAUAAAUCAUAAGCUUGAUACACCUCUCAACACCCUUAUUCUAUCAGGAGUCGCGCAACUGAUUAUUGGCGUGGUGGUUUUUGGCUCCGACUACGCAUUUCAAGUAAUUAUUAGCAUUGGACUAGUCGCAAUCCAAGUUGGCUAUCUAAUCCCAACUUUCCUGAUUGUCGUCACCGGCCGCAAAGCAUUGCCGACACCACGAGCCUUUAACCUGGGUGUAGCCGGAUGGGCCAUCAACAUAUUUUCCGUCUGCUGGUGUUUGCUGAUCAGCGUUAUGCUUCUGUAA